Messenger RNA from Chanos chanos (milkfish), 1146 nucleotides. RefSeq names its product actin, epsilon 1 (gene acte1). Lineage: Eukaryota; Metazoa; Chordata; Actinopteri; Gonorynchiformes; Chanidae. The transcript has 8 exons. The coding region runs from base 13 to 1146 and encodes 377 amino acids. The record is from RefSeq and is a predicted model, not a curated record.
UCUUAACUAAACAUGUGUGAUGAGGAAGAGACCACUGCUCUGGUGUGUGAUAACGGCUCUGGGCUGGUGAAGGCAGGCUUUGCUGGAGAUGACGCACCCAGGGCUGUCUUCCCCUCCAUAGUGGGUCGCCCACGUCACCAGGGUGUGAUGGUGGGUAUGGGUCAAAAAGACAGCUAUGUUGGAGACGAGGCCCAGAGCAAGAGAGGUAUCCUCACUCUCAAAUACCCCAUUGAACAUGGCAUCAUCACCAACUGGGACGAUAUGGAGAAGAUUUGGCACCACACAUUCUAUAAUGAGUUGCGUGUGGCCCCAGAGGAGCAUCCAGUACUGCUGACAGAAGCUCCACUCAACCCCAAAGCCAACAGAGAGAAAAUGACCCAGAUCAUGUUUGAGACUUUCAACGUUCCAGCCAUGUACGUGGCCAUCCAGGCUGUGCUCUCUCUGUACGCCUCUGGCCGUACCACAGGGAUUGUUCUGGACGCCGGCGAUGGUGUGACGCACAACGUACCUGUGUAUGAGGGCUACGCCCUUCCCCAUGCUAUCAUGAGGUUAGAUUUGGCGGGCAGAGAUCUGACUGACUACCUAAUGAAGAUCCUCACAGAGAGAGGCUAUUCCUUCGUCACCACCGCUGAGAGAGAGAUUGUGCGUGACAUUAAAGAGAAGUUGUGCUACGUAGCGUUAGACUUUGAGAACGAAAUGGCUACUGCAGCUUCUUCCUCCUCACUGGAGAAGAGCUACGAGCUGCCAGACGGCCAGGUCAUCACCAUUGGUAACGAGAGGUUCCGUUGUCCAGAGACCCUCUUCCAGCCCUCUUUCAUCGGUAUGGAGUCUGCUGGUAUCCAUGAGACCACAUAUAACGGAAUUAUGAAGUGUGACAUUGACAUUCGCAAGGACCUGUAUGCCAACAAUGUGUUGUCUGGUGGCACAACCAUGUACCCUGGUAUCGGUGACAGAAUGCAGAAAGAGAUCACUGCUCUGGCUCCCAGCACUAUGAAGAUCAAGAUGAUUGCUCCACCUGAGCGUAAGUACUCUGUGUGGAUUGGUGGAUCCAUCCUCGCAUCUCUCUCUACCUUCCAACAAAUGUGGAUCAGUAAAGAUGAAUAUGAGGAAGCCGGACCAUCCAUUGUCCACCGGAAAUGCUUCUAA